This is a messenger RNA of Cryptomeria japonica (Japanese cedar), 525 nucleotides long. RefSeq lists its product as uncharacterized. The transcript has a single exon. Lineage: Eukaryota; Viridiplantae; Streptophyta; Pinopsida; Cupressales; Cupressaceae. The record is from RefSeq and is a predicted model, not a curated record. Bases 1 to 525 code for a protein of 174 amino acids.
AUGCCGCACCAGGUUGGCAGAUAUGGAAACCAAAGAAAUCGUGAAAGAAGAGGAGAAGUAAAGCGUACAAAACAAAUUUUGCGGUUGAGAGAAGAAUGGGAAGUGCGAACACAGAGGAGAGUAGAUGAAGAUGACCGCCUAAAAAGAAGUGAGCAAGAGGAAAAGCGCAGAAGAAUGGAAGAGAUACGGAGGAGAAUACAGAGCAUGGAAGAAGCCAUUCGCAGAUUAGAUCCUCUUUCAAUAAUAGAAAAUAUUUUCUCAGAGAGAGCCCGACUCGGAGUUGUAGCUCAGGAGGAAAUAAAGAGGGGGGCAAAAGAGUUGAUAGGCGCACUUGAUACCAUCAAAAUAUCUCAUUCUCAUAUAAAAGAAGUUCCUCGCUGUGUAAUUUGUAUGACUGAAUUCACUGUGAGAGAGGAUGCAUGUCGAUUGUCAUGUCAUAAAACUCAUAUUUUCCACCAUGACUGUCUUCGCCAAUGGUUAGAGUGGAAGAAAAGUUGCCCUCUCUGUAAAGCGCCUGUGGCGUAA